AAUUGCUAAUGAGCAAUGGUGAAUGUGCAUUACUUAAAUUGUGUUGUAUAUUUUCAGGUGCCAAUGAUUCUGGUUGGAAAUAAGUGCGACUUGGAGGAUGAGCGUGUGGUGGGGAAGGAGCAGGGCCAGAACUUGGCUCGACAGUGGAACCACUGUGCCUUUUUAGAGUCCUCUGCAAAGUCAAAGAUCAACGUUCUCGAUAUCUUCUAUGACCUGGUCAGACAGAUAAAUAGGAAAACACCAGUGGAAAAGAAGAAGGCAAAAAAGAAAUCCAACUGUGUCCUGCUUUAAGCCCCUCCCCCAGCGCCCUGCAGCAGCUCUGAGCCAGAAAUGCUGUAAUGAAGAACUGUUGCCCUGAUUGGAACGUGCCAGCUUUCCAAACAGCCCCGCCCUUCCCUCCAUCAGCCAUAAGUCAGUCGACCAAACUACUCCGAUUGAUCACAGACCAGGAUGAACUAAAGCAGAGAAAUGGAGAGAUUUAAGAUGGACAGUUGGGGAGAGCAGACUGGAAUCUCUCGCCUCUUUCAGGGCGUCCUUUGUGCGUCUGUGUCAACCACAAACAGGACACAAUCACUUCAACUUUCAACAUCAACCUGCCCCUAAACUAUCAAAGGUGUCUCUGAGCCACAUGUGGCUAAACAACAGCCCGUUUAUAUUUUAAUUAUAUUGACUUUUAACAGAAAAUGUGAUUAGAGGGUGUUUGAAGUAGUGUAUUAUAUGUGGGACUUGUGUAUACUUUGUGUACUAUUUUUUACAAGAAAUGGAAAACCACCAUGGCUUGAAUGGACAGUGCACUGCACACUUGCCCAGUGUUAUAUUAUACAAUUAAAGAAGGUUUUUAAAGAUUUUCUGUUUGGGGUAAUCGAUGCACUGUACUGUAAACCCAAAUACAGUACUGGUGAAGUGUGUGGUUAAAUAUAGAAUACAACUACACGUUUGUUUAGGGAAAUUAUCUGAAAUAUGCUAAAGCCCCAAGCCUAUAUCCAAGUGCCACAUAUCCUAUUUCAAAAAUCCUUGAGUCCUUAGUGAACUUUGAUCAUGGCUUUUAGUAUUUUUCACCUUUCGGAUAUCAAUAUUGUAUUUGAAAGACCUGGAAGUUAAACCUCCUUAGUUGUACGAUUAUAAAUAUUAUUCGAAAUGAGCAUGAAAAAGUACAUCAUGUGUAAAUGUCUUCAAGUGAAAUCCAGUGGAAAAGUGCAAAUUCUUUUGUAGCCAUACACCUCCUGUCCAUGCCCGCAAUGUCCGUGAUGAUAGAGCAAGGUCUAUAUUAUGUAUUAUUAUUUUGUAUGAUUUACUCUCUUGCCCUGUUUUUCAUGGACUCUUUCUGCAGAUUAUCUUUCUGAUGUGACUUAAUUUUAUACUUGGUCACUGGGAUUUCAUAGCUCCCAUAAUAUAUUCUAAUGCCAUUUUUGCAUAACAAUGCUUGAGAAAAAAUGGGUCUUUUAUAGAAGAACUAUGGGGGAAAAUAAGGAUUGAUUUCUAUGUCUCUUGAAGCUGAAAUAUAUUAUACUAAACCAACUCUAAUAAUGCUUCUUGUGUUUUUCUGUCAAUGAUGUUCCAGCUUUUAUGAAUUAUUAAAGUACAUUUUAGUACAUUUUCAUUAUAUUGGUCAAUGUAUUUUUGUGAAUUAAACUUUUAUCCAAAGCAUA
Messenger RNA from Boleophthalmus pectinirostris (great blue-spotted mudskipper), 1649 nucleotides. Its product is annotated as ras-related protein Rap-1A-like. NCBI's taxonomy places the organism in Eukaryota, Metazoa, Chordata, Actinopteri, Gobiiformes, Gobiidae. The coding region runs from base 16 to 291 and encodes 91 amino acids. The transcript is spliced from 3 exons. Gene Ontology annotation, molecular function: GDP binding; GTP binding; GTPase activity. The record is from RefSeq and is a predicted model, not a curated record. Gene Ontology annotation, biological process: Rap protein signal transduction; cellular response to cAMP; negative regulation of synaptic vesicle exocytosis. Gene Ontology annotation, cellular component: plasma membrane.